AUGAAAAAAAAAACGGGAAACGGCAAGAAACGGGAUGUCCACCACCUUCACUUUACUAGCUGGCCAGACCACAGUGUGCCGGACGCUGCUGCCCUGCUGGACUUCAUGUGGAGGGUCAAGGUCAUUACUGAACAACAAACACAACCCAUCAUAGUCCAUUGCAGUGCUGGAAUUGGUCGAACAGGGACGUACAUCGCUAUCGAGAGUCUUGUGGAACAGGCAAAGUCAGAGGGCGUUGUGAACGUCGUCAGCUUCGUCUCCAACAUGAGAGGGCAGAGGAAGAACAUGAUUCAGACAAAGGAGCAGUACAUGUUCGUGUACAAGGCGGUGGCGAGGGCGGUGGCAGAGGGUGACACGUCACUGGACGCUGAAGUCAUCAGGCAGAUGGACCUAGAUCACGUGUCUGAUAUCAACUUUGGGAACAAGACUGUACGACAACAUCUGGAGGCGUUGAGGAAUGUACAUCGAGGAAACUCCGAGAGCGUCAAUGUAAGGAGCGUUCACUCUUACACAAAGCGUAAUGGCUUCUUCAUAAUGACGUCACAUCCAGACAAGGAGGAAGUUUGGAAUCAGGUUUACAACAGUGACUCGCACUGCCUGCUCACGUUUGCUGUCGGUGAUCUGAGUUAUCUACCAUCAGUUGAUAGUCCCAUUACAACAAAGCAGUUUGCAGUGACCAUGCGCAGUUCAACACCACUGUCUAAUGACUUUCUGUUGAAUACAAUUGACAUCAUUUCAAAGAACAGCGACGUCAGAGACAAUCCCCAUAGUAGCCGCCCAUCAGACAGCAAUGCCCACAGCUAG
This is a messenger RNA of Haliotis rufescens (red abalone), 804 nucleotides long. RefSeq names its product tyrosine-protein phosphatase 99A-like. Gene Ontology annotation, biological process: protein dephosphorylation. The record is from RefSeq and is a predicted model, not a curated record. The transcript is spliced from 8 exons. NCBI's taxonomy places the organism in Eukaryota, Metazoa, Mollusca, Gastropoda, Lepetellida, Haliotidae. Gene Ontology annotation, molecular function: protein tyrosine phosphatase activity. Bases 1 to 804 code for a protein of 267 amino acids.